UCACUAUUUUCUGAUUCUCCACUUCUAUUCAAAUCUCGAAUCAUCUAACCGUUCUGUGGUGAGGCCUUUGAACCGGGAUUCGCCGUCGGCGAGAAGUUUCCGACGAUUUCUUAUCCAUCUUCCGGGCUUUUGUUUCUUCUACUUGUGAUCUUCUCCGCUGCCAUUCCACCUCUCUGGUUCUUUUUUACACUUGAAUUGAAAUUUCCUUGAAAUGAAGUGGGGAAAGAUUGUUGAGCUGUUUGAGCACAUGGAUACUCUGGUUUAUGAGAAGAUUAUCAAGGGUCAAGAUCGAACUCUUAUAUCGCUGGGUGUAUGUGUUGCAUCAUUGGCCUACUGCUUGGAAACUGAAAUCCCUCCAAAUCAUAUAUUCCUGGUUACUCUUGGCUUUGCAGCACUUCACAUGUUUGGCAUUUUCAUAUUCACUCAACAAUGGUUCUCCAACUUCUUGCAGAAUUGGGGGAGUUUAGUUUUUCCUUUGGUAGGUGUUUUGAAGGCUUUUGGAAAUGGUUAUGUUAUGUAUUACGUAAUGGCACAUAAGGAACAUGCCAAUUGGAGAUUACUUGUUUUUGUGUUGUCAUAUGCAACUUUUCAUUUCCUCUUGAUGAUUAACGAGAUUGGAGGGAGGGAUUUUGGUGUAACAAGGGGUUUUCUCGCUGCUGCUUUCACCCUUGCGAUGUUCAUACAACAACAGAAAACAUUUGGAGUAGCCAUAGUUCUAGUUGUAUCAACAACAUUAGUUUUCUUCAAAGAAUGUCACAUACAGAGGAUGACUUUACAAUGCAAAGCGACAACCGAGAUGCCCACCUCCAAAACCAACGUGAGAGCCGAUGGUGGAACUUAUGGAUGAAGCCUUUGGGACAUAGCAUGAGUGUAAAUUUACUGUUGUCUGUUGACUUCUCUUGAUUAGUAAACUAGAGGACUUCUAUUAAGCACUGUUUAACUUGCGUUAAUCUCCAUUUAUGUUACAGUUUUGGCAGCAGCUUUUUUUCAAUACCCCCAGAUUUGGUAGAUAUGGGGGUGAAGUUUGAGUCAACUUUUUCUUUCUUUGAUCUGUUCUGAUUGCUAGACAGUUUGGAUAUGGUGGAGCAUUUGA
Molecule: messenger RNA, 1093 nt
Organism: Momordica charantia (bitter melon)
Lineage: Eukaryota; Viridiplantae; Streptophyta; Magnoliopsida; Cucurbitales; Cucurbitaceae
Source: RefSeq, a predicted model, not a curated record